AUCAGUUUUCUUCAAAUCCAUCAAUUUUUUAUUUGGUUUUUGGCAUUUCUAAUCGACGAUCGACGGGGUCCCCAAUUUUACGCGGACGAUGUUGAUAAAUUCUCUGAUUAUAUUAACUUCUCAAUUCAACCUUUGGCCUCCGAUUCUCGUCUCAGGCAAUUUUUCCGUUUCUUGAAGAAAUCAUCAUAGCUUUUUUUACCCACUUCAUAUCUAUUCAUCAUGCUUCUACUGUUCCUCCAUAUUUGUUGGUAAUUUGGGAUCAAAUGAAUCGUGGGUUUCUUGGAAUUUAUUAUCUGUUGUUAAAUGGAUCAUUUUUGUGAUAUUUCUGCUCAUUUUAUUGUAUUUUUGCUAAAUAUUCUUGUUAAUGGGUUUAUCUUGUAUUCCUUGAUUUAUAAGCAUUGAUGAUUCUGUUGGUCUUUAGUUGCUCUCUGUUGCAGUCUUAACAUCCGUUGUUAUACCUUUCCAUGAUCGUUUUAAUUGCAUUGUAUGACAGCAACAGCAUGCUCAAUUAAAAUGUACAUGUGCUUCUCCCAACCAAAAGCCAACUAUAGCCUUUUUAACCCAUUGUGCUCCACAAGGAAUUACUAAAAUCCAACCCCAAAUCAGCUUUUGUAUGGUGUAUGUAUUUUUCAUGCCAUAUUUCCUACAUUGUGUAUAUUGAAGUUGGUCUAAAAAAAGAGCAUAUUUACCGGUCUAAUUUGAAAUUUCUGACCUAAAGAAGGUAUCCAUCUUUUUUAAUGAACUAGGACUCCUUGAACAUGCAAAAAUUGUUCACUGCUUUCCGACAUGAAAAAAGCACUAUGUUUAACUCGUGAUUUUGAAUACCUUAGAAAAUAUAAGGUGAUCAUAUCUCAUCCAUUAAUUAUAGUUUACUUUGUUGCUUUCCUUUCUUUUCAAGUACUCAUAUACAUUUAUUAAGCUGUCAUCCCGCUACUUCCCUGUCUGUUACACUGAGAGUUUUUUAACCCUUUUCUUUAUCCUCCUAUGUGUAUUAUUCAGGGAUCUUUAAAGACUAUUGUGGACUGUCUUAUAAAACUAAAAGCGAAAUCCAUACCUUAUGGAGAGAACUUUACGCACUCAUCCAUUAAGUUGUUGAAUGCUGCUAUUCAUUAUAUUGAUGCAUUAGAGGCAGAGCUAGUUGCCACCAAAAAGGUCAUUAUAUUUUAACUUGAUGCCAUAAUUAAUCAAUAUUUACUGUUUUGCUACCAUUUCCUAUUGUAAAUUCUUAGGGUUUUUACAAGCUAAAAUGCAUCUUGGAUACUUGGACCUCCCUCUGUUGGGUUGAUCAUGCUGAUUACCAAUUCUGCUGAUUGCCAAUUCAGCUUUUGUAUAACGUAUGUAUUUUUCUUGACUUAUUUUCUAUAUUAUGCAUAUUGAAGGGUGUAAUAUGAGAUUAUGCUGAGGCUUUUUUUCUUUAAUCAAACGAGCUGUUUUUU
Messenger RNA from Rubroshorea leprosula, 1436 nucleotides. NCBI's taxonomy places the organism in Eukaryota, Viridiplantae, Streptophyta, Magnoliopsida, Malvales, Dipterocarpaceae. The record is from the annotation of a GenBank genome assembly.